AUGUCGGCUGCUUCCUCAAAACUCAAGGCUAAAAAGCUUUUCAGAGGAUUCAUCGGAAAUUUUCCAAAUGGGAUCAGUAUGUAUCGUUUUGUAGCCUUGGAAAUAGCUGAAGUUUUGUUGGAACCGUUCAAUCGGAGCAUGCAGGUUUUUCUCAUCGAGGAAGACUCACCUGCUGAGUCUGAGAAAGCCGUUAAUCACGAGGUGAUACUGAAGUUCUCUGGGAAAGGAAGUGUUGCUGACAGCGGCAAACAGCUUAUGUUCACGUCUCAUGGAAACUUAAAUAAAAAGGCAUGGCAUACAAUAAAAACCAUGGUUAACUUACCAGUCAUCAGCCCCUUCAAGAAACGCUACUCGUGGGUGCAGCUGGCUGGGCAUACAGGGAGUUUCAAGGCAGCUGAUAGUGGGAAGAUUCUCAAACGCUUCUCAGAGAAUGAAAAGGAGUGUUUUGAGCGACUGAUGAAAGACCCGCUACGUUCCUGUGUCCCCUGCUUCCACGGUGUGGUGGAGAGAGAUGGCGAGAGCUACAUUCAGCUGGAUGACUUGCUUACUGACUUUGAAGGGCCUUCAGUGAUGGACUGCAAGAUGGGCAUCAGGACGUAUCUGGAGGAAGAGUUGACUAAAGCCCGUGAGAAACCAAAGCUGCGUAAGGACAUGUACAAGAAAAUGAUUGAAGUGGAUCCUCUUGCUCCCACAGCUGAAGAGAAUGCCCAGCAUGCUGUCACCAAACCCCGGUACAUGCAGUGGAGGGAAACCAUCAGCUCUAGUGCCAACCUGGGCUUCAGGAUUGAAGGGAUUAAGAAGGCCGAUGGAACAUGUAACACAAACUUCAAAACUACAAAGACACAGGAGCAAGUUCUGCAGGUUUUUGUGGAAUUCAUCGAGGGCAACACAACUAUUCUGAAAAAAUACCUCAAGCGUCUGCAGGAAAUUCAUAUCAUUCUUGAAUCCUCAGACUUCUUCAAGCGACAUGAGGUCGUUGGAAGUUCACUACUUUUUGUACAUGACGGCAGUGGGAAUGCCAAUGUGUGGCUGAUCGAUUUUGGAAAGACCACCCUUCUCCCUGAUGGGCAGACGCUUGAUCACAGGAUCCCCUGGCAGGAAGGCAACAGGGAGGAUGGGUACUUAUUGGGGUUGGACAAUCUGAUUGGCAUUUUGGGAAGCAUCACUGAAAGAUGA
Messenger RNA from Apaloderma vittatum (bar-tailed trogon), 1176 nucleotides. It is a transcript of the gene ITPKA, whose product is annotated as inositol-trisphosphate 3-kinase A. The transcript is spliced from 9 exons. Gene Ontology annotation, biological process: inositol phosphate biosynthetic process. The record is from RefSeq and is a predicted model, not a curated record. NCBI's taxonomy places the organism in Eukaryota, Metazoa, Chordata, Aves, Trogoniformes, Trogonidae. Bases 1 to 1176 code for a protein of 391 amino acids. Gene Ontology annotation, cellular component: cytoplasm; nucleus. Gene Ontology annotation, molecular function: inositol tetrakisphosphate kinase activity; inositol-1,4,5-trisphosphate 3-kinase activity.